AUGGCCGUUUUCGUGUUAACUGUUGUAGGAUUAAUGCUCGCUGCAAGUGCAGUAAACGCCGAACAAGUCAACAACUACCGCAUGUGCCCUAAUACUGAUUGUCUUGUAUAUGAUCUAUUUAUUGAUCCAUGUCCCCAAGCUGUAUACAACCAAGCAUGUCAAUGGACAGAAAACUCGAACACGUCCAUCGCAUUCAAAUAUAACCCUGACUUUGGUUCGAACAUACCAGUAACGCAACUGUACGCUGAAACAUUUUUGAUGGACUUGCCAUUUCUGGACAUUGAUACAAAUGCCUGUUUAUAUACAAACUGUCCAGUGAUGAAGAACACCGAACAGAAUUGGCUGUUCAAUUUAUUCGUACCAAAAAACUAUGGUAAAACGUAUUACGUAGUCAGGUUCGCGGUCUGGGACAAAGUUAACUUCACAACGUGCUGCUUUACAUUCGAUAUCAAGAUCGUUUAA
Messenger RNA from Acyrthosiphon pisum (pea aphid), 462 nucleotides. RefSeq lists its product as uncharacterized. The record is from RefSeq and is a predicted model, not a curated record. Lineage: Eukaryota; Metazoa; Arthropoda; Insecta; Hemiptera; Aphididae. Bases 1 to 462 code for a protein of 153 amino acids. The transcript has 3 exons.